Messenger RNA from Dunckerocampus dactyliophorus (ringed pipefish), 6204 nucleotides. RefSeq lists its product as uncharacterized. Bases 1373 to 6052 code for a protein of 1559 amino acids. The record is from RefSeq and is a predicted model, not a curated record. The transcript is spliced from 5 exons. Lineage: Eukaryota; Metazoa; Chordata; Actinopteri; Syngnathiformes; Syngnathidae.
UGUUCCUUUUUUCCAUAUUCGUUACCGUUGCUCCCACUUUAAAUAUUAUGCGGUGCCAACAAGAGCCACAUUUGACUUGGGAAGAUGUUGAGAGAAAUGCACAUGUGAAGCACACCCGAGAUUAAAACCAGGCCUUCCUCAACGGAGCUACACCUUAUUUUUGUUAUUUUUUAUUGACACAAAUCUACAGGAAGACCACUUCAAGGUUACUGCAGGACUUGGAGCAGUAGGUAAUCAGGUCAACUCCCUACACCUGGGCCCGGGUGCAACCUUGGGAGCUUGAAAGCCUCAGCCCGAUCACGGAUGGACACAGCUGGCCUUAGAUGAAGGCUAUGUUGCAGCCUUUUUGGCAUUUUAGUCAGGUCCGGUCUCCUUCUUUUAUGGUUGUCGCUGCCUAAGAGCCAGGUUGUGACAUUGUUUACAGCCUUUAAUAUAUUGUCCAACCUCAAACAAUCAAUAUGUUGUAUUUGGUGUGUAUUUAAAUAAGCCUCUCUCAAAAGCAGACAUGGAAAACAAACUGCUCAUUGUGGUUUUGUUGAUGCCCUGCACAUUUGUGGACAUUUCAAAUUCACACUCUGGCAAUGGACAAAGUGGAGAAGACAACUGUAAUAUACAGACAAACCAAGGCUGAAGAAGACAGAAGCAGUGGGCAGAAUGAUGUGGAAGUGGAGAGGAUGAAGACCGCAAAGAAGGCAGCACCAGUGAAUAAAAUGAAGGUGAAAAUGGAGAGGAUGAAGGACACAGCUGCAGUGGAAAUGAUGAUGAUCAGGAAGACGGUGGUAGUGGACAAGAUGAAGGAAGACAGUGGUAGUAGACAAAAACCUGCAGCUACUAGUGACAUUGGAGCCCCUACUCCGAAGCUGACCGUCAUGGACCUGGCAGAGUCGAACACCGCGGUCACCAAUGUGCUCGUCUCCAAUCCCACCCUCAUCGCUACUGCUGUCCUCAUCGCCCCCACCAUCACUAGCGACCCCCCACAUUGCAGCUGUCAGCAACACAAGCUCUGCUGGUCACUGGCAGUGUUCUGGCUUUGGUUGUGGUAUGAGGAGCUCAACGCCCCCCAUGUAUGAAUAACAAUGCUGCACCCUGCCCAACAAGAUUUUUUUUUUUUUCCGCAGAAGGGAUGGAGGGUGUCUGUACAAAAAAAUAUAUACAUAAAAAAACUGCCCGCCUCCGUGUAGCACCCAUUUAAAUAAGGAUGCAAGGGUAAGUGCAACAUUAUAACAUGUUGCACUUGGAAAGCACACCUGACCAUCUUUUUUGCAAUUGCAUCUUUGUGUUUUGUCAACACAACAAGGACUUACAGACAUGUUCAAAAAAUGGCUCCUGCUUUUGAUGAUGGCUUGGAUGUUGAUGACCGCCUUUGGGUCAGAUGGUGAAGUCGAGGAAGGCCAGCCUGGAGAGCAAGAAGAUGAACAGUUGGAAGAAGAUGAAGAGGCAGGUGAUGGACAACAACCUGAACCUGAACCUGAACCUGAACCUGAACCUGAACCCGAACCCGAAGAAGAAGAACCUGAACCCGAACCCGAAGAAGAAGAACCUGAACCUGAACCCGAACCCGAAGAAGAAGAACCCGAACCUGAACCCGAACCCGAAGAAGAAGAACCUGAACCUGAACCCGAACCCGAAGAAGAAGAACCUGAACCUGAACCCGAACCCGAACCCGAACCCGAAGAAGAAGAACCUGAACCUGAACCUGAACCUGAACCCGAAGAAGAAGAACCUGAACCCGAACCCGAACCCGAAGAACCUGAACCUGAACCCGAACCCGAAGAACCUGAACCCGAACCCGAAGAAGAAGAACCAGAACCUGAACCCGAAGAAGAAGAACCAGAACCUGAACCCGAACCCGAAGAAGAACCUGAACCAGAACCAGAACCCGAACCCGAACCUGAAGAAGAACCUGAACCAGAACCAGAACCUGAACCCGAAGAAGAAGAAUCAGAACCAGAACCCGAACCCGAAAAAGAACCUGAACCAGAACCUGAACCUGAACCUGAACCUGAACCUGAACCCGAACCCGAAGAAGAACCUGAACCUGAACCUGAACCCGAACCCGAAGAAGAACCUGAACCUGAACCUGAACCUGAACCCGAAGAAGAAGAACCUGAACCCGAACCCGAAGAACCUGAACCUGAACCCGAACCCGAAGAACCUGAACCUGAACCUGAACCCGAACCCGAAGAAGAACCAGAACCUGAACCCAAAGAAGAAGAACCAGAACCUGAACCUGAACCCGAAGAAGAACCUGAAUCAGAACCCGAACCUGAACCAGAACCAGAACCUGAACCUGAACCCGAAGAAGAAGAACCAGAACCCGAACCCGAAGAAGAACCAGAACCCGAACCCGAAGAAGAACCUGAACGAGAACCUGAACCCGAACCUGAACCUGAACCUGAACCCGAACCCGAAGAACCUGAACCUGAACCUGAACCCGAACCCGAACCCGAACCUGAACCUGAACCCGAACCCGAAGAACCUGAACCUGAACCCGAAGAACCUGAACCCGAACCUGAACCUGAACCCGAACCCGAACCCGAAGAAGAAGAACCUGAACCCGAACCCGAAGAAGAAGAACCUGAACCUGAACCCGAACCCGAAGAAGAAGAACCUGAACCUGAACCCGAACCCGAAGAAGAAGAACCUGAACCCGAACCCGAAGAAGAACCUGAACCUGAACCCGAAGAAGAACCUGAACCAGAACCUGAACCAGAACCUGAACCCGAAGAAGAACCUGAACCUGAACCCGAAGAAGAACCUGAACCAGAACCAGAACCUGGACCCGAAGAAGAACCUGAACCUGAACCCGAACCCGAAGAAGAAGAACCUGAACCCGAACCCGAAGAAGAAGAACCCAAACCCGAAGAAGAAGAACCUGAACCUGAACCCGAACCAGAAGAAGAAGAACCUGAAUCUGAACCCGAACCUGAAGAAGAAGAACCUGAACCCGAACCCGAAGAAGAACCUGAACCAGAACCUGAACCCGAAGAAGAACCUGAACCUGAACCUGAACCAGAACCCGAAGAAGAACCUGAACCUGAACCUGAACCAGAACCUGAACCCGAAGAACCUGAACCAGAACCUGAACCCGAAGAAGAACCUGAACCAGAACCUGAACCCGAAGAAGAAGAACCUGAACCUGAACCCGAACCCGAAGAAGAACCUGAACCUGAACCCGAACCCGAAGAAGAAGAACCUGAACCUGAACCCGAAGAAGAACCUGAACCCGAACCCGAAGAAGAACCUGAACCUGAACCCGAACCCGAACCCGAAGAAGAACCUGAACCUGAACCCGAAGAAGAACCUGAACCAGAACCUGAACCCGAAGAAGAACCUGAACCAGAACCAGAACCUGAACCCGAAGAAGAACCUGAAGAAGAACCUGAACCAGAACCUGAACCCGAACCCGAAGAAGAACCUGAACCUGAACCAGAACCCGAAGAAGAACCUGAACCAGAACCUGAACCCGAAGAACCUGAACCAGAACCAGAACCUGAACCCGAAGAAGAACCAGAACCAGAACCUGAACCCGAACCCGAAGAAGAACCAGAACCUGAACCCGAACCCGAAGAAGAACCUGAACCUGAACCCGAAGAAGAACCUGAACCUGAACCUGAACCAGAACCUGAACCCGAAGAAGAACCUGAACCAGAACCUGAACCCGAAGAAGAACCUGAACCUGAACCCGAAGAAGAAGAACCUGAACCUGAACCUGAACCCGAAGAAGAACCUGAACCAGAACCUGAACCCGAAGAAGAAGAAGAAGAACCUGAACCCGAAGAAGAAGAAGAACCCGAAGAAGAACCUGAACCUGAACCCGAAGAAGAAGAAGAACCCGAAGAAGAAGAACCUGAACCUGAACCCGAAGAAGAAGAAGAACCCGAAGAAGAAGAAGAACCCGAAGAAGAAGAACCUGAACCCGAAGAAGAAGAACCUGAACCUGAACCCGAAGAAGAAGAAGAACCCGAAGAAGAAGAACCUGAACCUGAACCCGAAGAAGAAGAAGAACCCGAAGAUGAAGAACCUGAACCUGAACCCGAAGAAGAAGAAGAACCCGAAGAAGAACCUGAACCUGAACCUGAACCUGAACCCGAAGAAGAACCCGAAGAAGAAGAACCUGAACCUGAACCCGAAGAAGAAGAAGAACCAGAACCUGAACCUGAACCCGAAGAAGAAGAAGAACCUGAACCCGAAGAAGAAGAACCAGAACCUGAACCCGAAGAAGAAGAACCAGAACCUGAACCCGAAGAAGAACCUGAACCAGAACCUGAACCCGAAGAAGAAGAAGAAGAACCACAACCUGAACCUGAACCCGAAGAACCAGAACCUGAACCUGAACCCGAAGAAGAAGAAGAACCAGAACCUGAACCCGAAGAAGAACCUGAACCAGAACCUGAACCCGAAGAAGAAGAAGAAGAAGAACCUGAACCCGAAGAAGAAGAAGAACCUGAACCCGAAGAAGAACCAGAACCUGAACCAGAACCUGAACCCGAAGAAGAAGAAGAAGAACCUGAACCCGAAGAAGAAGAACCUGAACCCGAAGAAGAAGAACCUGAACCUGAACCCGAAGAAGAAGAAGAACCCGAAGAAGAAGAACCUGAACCUGAACCCGAAGAAGAAGAAGAACCCGAAGAUGAAGAACCUGAACCUGAACCCGAAGAAGAAGAAGAACCCGAAGAAGAACCUGAACCUGAACCUGAACCCGAAGAAGAAGAACCCGAAGAAGAAGAACCUGAACCCGAAGAAGAAGAAGAAGAACCAGAACCUGAACCUGAACCCGAAGAAGAAGAAGAACCUGAACCCGAAGAAGAAGAACCAGAACCUGAACCCGAAGAAGAAGAACCAGAACCUGAACCCGAAGAAGAACCUGAACCAGAACCUGAACCCGAAGAAGAAGAAGAAGAACCAGAACCUGAACCCGAAGAAGAAGAAGAACCAGAACCUGAACCCGAAGAACCUGAACCAGAACCUGAACCCGAAGAAGAAGAAGAAGAAGAACCUGAACCCGAAGAAGAAGAAGAAGAACCUGAACCCGAAGAAGAACCAGAACCUGAACCAGAACCUGAACCCGAAGAAGAAGAAGAAGAACCUGAACCCGAAGAAGAAGAAGAACCCGAAGAAGAAGAAGAACCCGAAGAAGAAGAACCUGAACCCGAAGAAGAAGAACCUGAACCUGAACCCGAAGAAGAAGAAGAACCCGAAGAAGAAGAACCUGAACCCGAAGAAGAAGAAGAACCCGAAGAUGAAGAACCUGAACCUGAACCCGAAGAAGAAGAAGAACCCGAAGAAGAACCUGAACCUGAACCUGAACCUGAACCCGAAGAAGAAGAACCCGAAGAAGAACCUGAACCUGAACCCGAAGAAGAAGAAGAAGAAGAACCAGAACCUGAACCUGAACCCGAAGAAGAAGAAGAACCUGAACCCGAAGAAGAAGAACCAGAACCUGAACCCGAAGAAGAAGAACCAGAACCUGAACCCGAAGAAGAACCUGAACCAGAACCUGAACCCGAAGAAGAAGAAGAAGAAGAAGAACCAGAACCUGAACCUGAACCCGAAGAACCAGAACCUGAACCUGAACCCGAAGAAGAAGAAGAACCAGAACCUGAACCCGAAGAAGAACCUGAACCAGAACCUGAACCCGAAGAAGAAGAAGAACCUGAACCCGAAGAAGAAGAAGAAGAACCUGAACCCGAAGAAGAACCAGAACCUGAACCAGAACCUGAACCCGAAGAAGAAGAAGAAGAACCUGAACCAGAACCUGAACCCGAAGAAGAACCUGAACCAGAACCUGAACCCGAAGAAGAACCUGAACCCGAAGAAGAAGAAGAAGAACCAGAACCUGAACCCGAAGAAGAACCUGAACCAGAACCUGAACCCGAAGAAGAAGAAGAACCUGAACCCGAAGAAGAACCAGAACCUGAACCAGAACCUGAACCCGAAGAAGAAGAAGAAGAACCUGAACCAGAACCUGAACCCGAAGAAGAACCUGAACCAGAACCUGAACCCGAAGAAGAACCUGAACCCGAAGAAGAAGAAGAAGAACCUGAACUAGAACCUGAACCCGAAGAAGAAGAAGAACCUGAACCAGAACCUGAACCCGAAGAAGAAGAACCUGAACCCGAAGAAGAAGAAGAAGAACCUGAACCAGAACCUGAACCCGAAGAAGAAGAAGAAGAACCUGAACCAGAACCUGAACUCGAAGAA